Messenger RNA from Aspergillus luchuensis, 2685 nucleotides. Its product is annotated as HECT-type E3 ubiquitin-protein ligase. The coding region runs from base 1 to 2685 and encodes 894 amino acids. Lineage: Eukaryota; Fungi; Ascomycota; Eurotiomycetes; Eurotiales; Aspergillaceae. Gene Ontology annotation, biological process: protein polyubiquitination. Gene Ontology annotation, molecular function: ubiquitin protein ligase activity. The transcript is spliced from 2 exons. The record is from RefSeq and is a predicted model, not a curated record.
AUGAGGACCAGAGACGCUCAAAACGCCCCGAGACGUGAUCGCUCACCUCGGAAUGCUGCCAGAUCAAACGGUCCAGAAGCUAGAGGUCCUACUAGUCGUCCGUACAUCUUCAGAUCGCUUGAGGAAUAUAUCAUCACGUCAUUCAAAGGCUGUGACUGUCUGAACAGCUCCUUUACCACAGCACAGCCGGCCCCGCGGAAUGCUGUUAACAGCAGCCCACCAAAGCAGAAAGCGGAACCAAGCUCUGCUCAGGCCCCCAGUGAGGUAACAUUUGAACCCGAUCCGAAGCUACUGCUUCUUGGAGACAUUGCAGAGAAUUCCUCCUGGUGGAUGAACGAAGUAGAACAGAUCAGUAGCUCUCAUCGGUCCCGCUCGAAAGAGCGCCGGGAGAAGACCUCUAGUUCAUCUAGGCCUGUUUCUUCUAGGAGCCCUCGGAUUAAUUGGGCAGAACUUGCACAGUGGCACCACCUGAUCAUGACGGCGGGAACGUCAUGGGUGGAGCUGUGGUCAACAAUGAAGCCUACAGAGAUGAAGAGGGAAGCAGACGCCGUUAUAGCCCAAAAGUGGACUACCACCGACCUGGCUAUGGUUGACAGAGAGAUUACAGAGUCGCGCUUACAUUUACACCGAACGCUCUUGAAGGCGACCGAGAACCUGCUAAAACGGCCCAGGCGGCCAUUAAAGAGGCCCGAGGAUACCAGGUUCCUACUGAUGCUACUGACGAACCCGUUGAUUUACCCAUCCAGUUCAUCGUUCGCAUCUUACAGUCUGGCGCCUUCGGCGGCCCGUGGUGACCGGAGGCCCUCGCACCCGAAAGAUGGCACUCCAAGACCAGCUCCUCGGAAUCCGAAGCCCCCAUCAAAAUCCCGCAGCAAUGGCCCGGGGCAUCAUUAUGGCAUUGUCAAGCGGAUAUUGGGGCUUUUGGCCAAUUUACCGAAUGACUGCCAUCACUACUUGGUGUCCUGGUUCUCGCGGUUCUCGGCCGGGCAAUUUGAGAAGAUCGUGGACCUUGUUGGGGGGUUUGUUACUCAUCGGUUAAUGCGUCAACAUGGGAGGAAGCGCAGCGAGUCGACUCAGCACGAUGAUGACUUGGUGCCCAGCUUCUCUAGUGCCGCGGGCCAUACUCCGGCCGAGCUGCAUGCGGCGAUCAAUGGCAGAAGCCCCAACAAAGCAAAUGAGCAGCGCGACCAGCCCGUGGUCUACACUGAUGACUGGCAGGUGCGAGCUGCGGCGCGAGUGAUGUCUCUGCUCUUCACGGCGAACAAUGCGAACGUUUCCCGAAAGCCGGACGGCAUCCUUGGCCAAGAUGCGAGUUCUGUGGCUAGAAGUCAGGCCAGCCGGCGGGGGCAUAUGAUUCCGAUCAGUUCCUUUUACAAUACACUGCUAGACUAUUCCGACCUUGUCGCCGACUUUGAGGCCUGGGAGUCGAAGACGACCAAGUUCUCCUUCUGCCAAUACCCUUUCUUCCUGAGCAUCUGGGCCAAGAUCCAUAUCCUGGAACACGAUGCACGCCGGCAGAUGGAGGUCAAAGCUCGCGAAGCGUUCUUUAACAGCAUCAUGAGUCGCACGGCGAUCAGCCAGUAUCUUGUGCUGAAGGUGCGCCGCGACUGCUUGGUGGAAGACAGUCUGCGGGGAGUCAGUGAAGUCGUUGGCUCCAGCCAGGAGGAGAUCAAGAAGGGACUACGCAUCGAAUUCCUCGGUGAAGAGGGCGUUGAUGCGGGAGGUCUCCGCAAGGAAUGGUUCCUGCUCCUUGUCCGGGAAGUCUUUGAUCCUCACCACGGGCUAUUUAUCUAUGAUGACGACUCGCGAUACUGUUAUUUCAAUCCAUACUGUUUCGAGUCCUCAGAGCAGUUCUUCCUGGUCGGGGUCCUACUGGGACUGGCCAUUUACAAUUCGACCAUCCUCGACAUUGCACUGCCACCGUUUGCCUUCAAGAAGCUCCUGGCUGCGGCACCGCUGUCGUCAAUUACGCGGCCUACGUACAAGUGCGGCCUGGAUGAUCUGGCGGAGCUCCGCCCGGCGCUUGCCAAGGGUCUACGGGCGCUGCUUGACUACGAAGGGGACGUUGCGGAGACGUUCUGCUACGACUUUGUUGCGCAGGUUGAUCGUUACGGCGAAACAGUGUCGGUACCCCUUUGCGCUGGAGGGGAGAAUCGGCCGGUGACCAAUGCGAACCGCCGGGAGUUCGUGGACCUGUAUGUACACUUUCUCCUAGACACGGCGGUCACACGGCAGUUCGAGCCGUUCAAACGGGGGUUCUUCACGGUCUGCGGCGGCAAUGCACUCUCUUUGUUUCGUCCGGAAGAGAUCGAGCUGCUGGUGCGCGGUUCGGACGAGCCGCUGGACGUGGCGUCCCUGCGGGCGGUUGCCACGUAUGACAACUGGUCCAAUGCACGGCCAGAGACAGAGCCGGUGGUGCGGUGGUUCUGGGAUUUCUUCGAACAGACACAGCCGCAGGCGCAACGGAAGAUCCUGUCGUUUGUGACGGGAAGCGACCGCAUCCCCGCUAUGGGGGCGACGAGCCUGUCGAUCCGGCUGGUGUGUCUUGGGGACGAGACGAGCCGAUUCCCGACGGCGCGGACGUGUUUCAACCAGCUAGGACUGUAUAAGUAUGAGACGCGGGAGAAAUUGGAGCGCAUGCUUUGGGAUGCGGUGUUGAAUAGCGAGGGGUUCGGGCUGAAGUAG